Molecule: messenger RNA, 3509 nt
Organism: Anolis sagrei ordinatus
Lineage: Eukaryota; Metazoa; Chordata; Lepidosauria; Squamata; Anolidae
Gene: PRRG2
Product: proline rich and Gla domain 2
Cellular component (GO): extracellular region; plasma membrane
Molecular function (GO): calcium ion binding
Source: RefSeq, a predicted model, not a curated record
AGAACAAAGGCUACCUGCUCACUCACAGGAAUUCUGCCAGCCCAGCCUUACACUCCUCCUACAAUAAGCCACCCUCCCUUGCCUGGCUUUACCUGUAUCUCCUCCUCUGUGUGACCUUCAGACCCACCCACCUCCCUUCACCUGGCGCUUUGGCAGCGCCUGCUUCUAUUCAGAAGACACUCGCCUUCUUUCACUGACUCCCUGCUAUUUCAGGAUAAGGAUUUAUCUCUUCUGUUACCCUUCACCUGUUUGAUAUUUGGACAAACCUUUAACUCUUUACCUCGGAUUGGAGUGGGCAAGGGUUUGGGGAACAGCCUGGUGCUUCCAUCCAGUUGACCUACCUGCUUUCCACCCACAAUUUCCGCACAGGGACUGUCAUGUGGAGUUCUUCCUGUCUUCUCCUGCUGUUCCAAGCUGUAGUACAUGUUCUCUCCGCUUCUUUCCAGAGGCACGGUGAAGUCCAGAGCGCUCUAGAGGAUCAAGUGUUCCUGGACGACAUAACUGCACACAGAUUCCUGGGCCGUAAGCUUCUUUAUAACCACUGGGAUUUUGAGCUGAUCGUCCCAGACAAUCUGGAGCGUGAGUGCAUCGAGGAAAUUUGCAACUAUGAGGAAGCCCGAGAAGUCUUUGAGAACGACUUUAAAACAAAACAAUUUUGGGAGACUUACGCACACAAUGGGAAAGGAGGAGCAAAAACCCCAGGUUUGGACGUGGCUGGUUUGGUGGCUGGCCUCGUAGCAGCAUUGGUGUCUACCAUCAUGUUUGUGGUUGUGGCCAUGUAUUGUGUCAAAUACCGGGCGAAAGAGAGGAGCCGGUCCAGGACUCAAGACAACUUGCAUCCCCUCACCAGCUUGGAUGAAGAGCCAAAGCCUGAGACUGCACCAGGGCUUCCAUCCUAUGAUCAAGCAAUGGCAUCUUCGGGAGUGCAUGAUGCACCACCUCCGCCUUACAACAGGAACAGUACCAACUUGGCCCCUCCGACCUGAGUUGCUGACAGCAGGGGGAACCUUCCCGAGAGACUUGCUCCACCUGGUUGCACAUUCCUAAAAGACACUACACGUGCACGUUGCAACAAAGCUGGUGGAUGAAUAGGCACACAUGUGAAAACAUGCGAUGCUGACCAAUAUUUAUCGGAUAUGCAUAUGCACUCAAUAGAGACUGGGUGUAAAUAUGUCAAGUGUGCUGCAGAAUUUUACCUUAUGUCGCCUGAAAGAUAAAAAUGUGAAAUUGUCAAAUGUGAAUAUUACAAUGCGUAUUCACUACAUUGGCAUGAAAAUUAAUCACCAAUCUGUACAGGUUUGUAUCCCAAAAUCCUUUAUCACUAGCCUCUUCAUAUUGAACAAGGUUUGGUAUAUACAGUCUCGAUCUCUGUCUUGGUUUUAACUGGACAGAGUGUGGGGAGGAUAAACAAUUAAGCUUGAGAAAUGAGCAGACACUUUGGAGCCUAAACUGUGAACCUUAUGGCCCAAGACUGUGUAAGCUGCUAUGUCCAUUUAGUGUUCCAUUCAAGUCUAGAUGUGAAAGAUUUGCCCCUGCGAUCAGCUUGCAAUUUGAAGCUUUUUAAAUGGCUGCGUCUGACAUUCAUUCUGUAACUUGAGUUUCUACUCCUGGUCUCUUCAAAAGCAGUGCUUGCCUACAAUGGAUACUGAUCUUUGAUUCCUAAUCUGGAGAGAUGCCCUUCCAUGCUUAAAAAUGUAGGAAGACAGAAUAUCUGUCCACCAAGCAUGGUAUUGUUUGAUCUAGUCUGGCAGUUCUUUUUCAGGCUCUCAGAUAGGAAGAGGGGUUUUUUUUACAUGGUAGUUAUCUAAUCCUUAAAAUAAAAACCUGGAAGUAACUAGACCUGGGAGCAAUUGCGUACAAAGUAUGUCCUUUUCCACUGAGCUGUGACCCCUCUCCACUUAUAAAGUCUGAGUUGUUCUUCUAUUAUUUUGAGUUGUAAUUAUGGGAGGAGUUUAUUUAUUUAUUUACAGUAUUUAUAUUCUGCUUUUCUCACCCCGAAGGGGACUCAGGAUGAAUCGCAAUGCACACAUACACAGCAAACAUUCAAUGCCAUUUUUAGAUGUACAAGAUAGAUAGAUAGAGGUAAUUCAGCAUUUUUUCCAACUUCGGCUCCUGGAGGUUGCUCGUUGCCGGCCACAGGGGGGAGAUGUUGCUUUAUCCAGUAUGACGCCGAGCCUUUGAUCAUAGUAUUUCCUCCUUUCUAUUUGAUCUCCAGCAUUUUUUAUGGUGUCAUAAAUUAACUUCCCCAUUUCAAGUGGUCCCUAAUUUCUCUACCCAGUGCUCAGCUAUUUUCGAACUGCUUAGGUGAACAGUAAGCUGAGCUAUUAACAGUUGGGAGCUCAAACCCAACUCAGUUUAGAUCAUAUCCUCCUAAAUAAGAAGCCCCUCGUUUUCCUUCAGUUUCCACAUUUUUGGAAUUGCAAAAAGUUUGUAAAAUUGAAGUUUCAGCUGAACAGUUAGAAAUACAGUUUAAGUAGCCAAAUAAAAGGGCAAAGUCACCAACAGAGCUUUGCAAACACAGCAAAUAUGUUUUCUAGAAUAAUUUACAUAGGAGAAAUUCUUAUUAGGGGAAAUAUCCCCCCUAAUUAUACCCUUGACCUUAUCCCCGUAUUUUUAGUGAAGUACAAAAAAUAGUGAACAUGCAAACAAUUAUGUGAGUGAGUUUUGGAAAUACAGCAGGAGGAUGUAUGUAAAAUUUAUAAAUCAGUUAUAGGAAAUAUGGACACUGCUGCAAUGAUGUAAUUGUGCAAGAGCAGAACCAAAAUGUGUCUUCUGUGGAGCCAGGCUUAGCACAGCAGGCUAAACCGCUGUGCUGCAGAAAAAUCCUACUGAUCGAAAGGUCAGUAGUUUGAGCCCGGGUCGGAAUUUAGCACCCGCAGUUAGCCCCAGCUCACCUGCCCAACUAGUAGGUCGAAAGCAGAAAUGCAGGUUGAUAAAUAGGAACUGCUUUUAGUGGGGAGAUAAUAAAGGCGCCCUUAAGGACAUCGAUCAGAGAUAGUCCCGUGGCCAGAGUUGAGCACAGCCUUCAAGAUGCCAGAAAUAAGAUGGAAAAAACUGCCUUUGCCUCUGCUUAUGUUGACUGUCCUUGUUAAUUGUGUAAGUGGAAUUGAAUGUUUGCUGUGUGAUCUGUAAACCGCUCUGAGUCCCCUUUGGGGGGAGAAGGGCAGGGUAUAAAUACUGUAAAUAAAUAAAUACAUACAUAUACUCUCAACAACUGUAGUGCACAAAACUGUGUGACAGGGAAUGAGCAUAACUGUACAAUGAAUUAAGCAAAAUGUGUGUGCCUGAACAUAUGUUAAACAUUGUAUCUGUCCUUCAUUUCCACUUGCCUGUCCUGAAAUAUUGCUUGUUUGUCACUGAAUGCGGAACAGCAGCCGCUGCAUAGCUCUGGAGAAGGGGAAGCAAGGGCACUAUUCAGAUGAACAGGAAUGUACCCAAAUAAUUGUGUUGUCUGUGAAGUUUUGAUCAUGGUUUGUGUUAAAAAUAAAGUAUGAUCUACUUUUCAUAAA